AUUUCCUGUGAGUAAUCUUUUCGCUCACAUUUGAACUGAAUGCGCGCCGAGGAGGUGGCCUACGGCACGAGCUGACCGUGAAGGCGGCGCGGUGUCAAGUGUAAUUUGCUGGCCAAUAGUGGGCUCCAGGUACGGCCUACAGAGCAGCGUCACCGUCCGAGCGAACACAACACCGGUGGAGACGAUGGAAAGCAAGCAGAGCCAGAUGCUGAACCUUGAGCAGGUGCAGGCGCUGGAGACCUGGCUGAAAACAACCAAUACAAAGCUGACUCAAGUUAACGGCCAGAGGAAGUACGGCGGACCACCCGAGGUGUGGGAUGGGCCCCCCCCAGAAGCCCGCUGUGAGGUCUUCAUCAGCCAGAUCCCUCGGGACACCUACGAGGACCUGCUGAUCCCUCUGUUCAGCUCCGUGGGGCCCCUCUGGGAGUUCCGGCUCAUGAUGAACUUCAGCGGCCAGAAUCGCGGCUUCGCCUACGGCAAAUACGGCUCGCCAGCUGCGGCUAACGAAGCCAUCCGCCUGCUGAACGGUCACAUGCUGGAGCCCGGCUCCCACCUCAGCGUCCGCCGCAGCACCGAGAAGAGACACCUCUGCAUCGAAGACCUGCCAGCCAGCACCAGGCAGGAGGACCUGCUGAAGGUGCUGCGUGUGCUGGCCGAGGGGGUGGAGAGACUGUCCCUGAAGGCUGGGCCUGGUAUAGACGGAGUGUCUGCUAUAGUGGCCUUCACAUCCCACCAUGCUGCUUCUAUGGCCAAGAAGUUGCUGGUGGAAGCAUUCAAGAAGCAGUUUGCAUUGAACAUCUCAAUCAAUUGGCAGUCCACAGUGAAGCCGAGCUUGGACGAGCAACUGUCUCCACACAAACCGUCAAAGAGCCUCCUGCCGUCAGCCCUGAAGCCGCCGUGCCACAUCCCGAGCUCGCCACUGACCUCGGCCCCGCCCCCUCGCAUGGUCCACCCUCCAUCUGCCCCCCUGUGUUUCUGCCGGGCAGUGGGAGGACCCACUGUCCCCCAGCACCCUCCCCCUCCCAGAUCCUCCCCCUCUUCCUCACAGGGGCACCUCGUGUCCACGGCGCUCUUGCAUAAGCUGUGUGAGGCGACUGGCGUUGGCCAGCCACUCUAUGAGAUGUACUACAGCCACGCGGUGCCUGAUGGAUUCCUCUACUUCACCUAUACGGUGUGCAUCCCCGGGAUAACCACGGCCUUCAAAGGGCUGGUCAUGAUCUUGCCGGGACCCACUGCCACCGCCACGCUGGAAGAAGCUUGGCGGGCUGCAGCCCAGCAGGUCCUGCAGAGGCUGUACAACAAUGAGCUCGCCCACUGACGAGCUGAUCAGAUAAUAUACAGUACUGUUUGUUUUGUCAAUGAUGUUAUAUCUAAAAAGAGAUGUUUAAUCUUAUAUGUAGUUAGUUGAUUUAUGCAUGCUUUUAUAAGUAGUAUUAGUAGACUCGUUUGUCUUGUUUUCAUUUCUGUCGUUUGUUUUAUGCAUGUUUUUUUAAUGUGUGUUACUGUUUGAUUGGUUCCUCAUUUUAAUUAAAUGAGAUUUGAAAAGAAAGGAUGAAGGUGGUGGUACUUUCUAUAAAUGUUUCAUUUUGUGGUUAUUGUCAUGACAUUUUAAUUUCUGCGUUAAAACCACAUAAUUUUGUAGAUUAGUUUUUAUGGUGAU
Messenger RNA from Anarrhichthys ocellatus (wolf-eel), 1660 nucleotides. It is a transcript of the gene dnd1, whose product is annotated as DND microRNA-mediated repression inhibitor 1. The record is from RefSeq and is a predicted model, not a curated record. The coding region runs from base 185 to 1318 and encodes 377 amino acids. Gene Ontology annotation, molecular function: RNA binding. The transcript is spliced from 5 exons. Lineage: Eukaryota; Metazoa; Chordata; Actinopteri; Perciformes; Anarhichadidae.